AUGGCCGCGAACGACGGUGAGCUCUCGCCCGCGCGCGGCGGUGCGCGCGCGGCGGUCGCGGUACCGGUAGCGCGCGCGAGCGGCGCCGGUGGCGGUCACGCGGGUGACCGCCUCGAGCGUCAUCAACAUCAGCAUCAACAUCAUCAACAUCAACAUCAACAUCAUCAUCACGAAGACCGCGUCGGAUGGGGCGGGCGGGCGUCGCACGGCGACCGAGGAGACGCGCGAUAUGGGCGUGAUGGAACGCCGCACGCGCGGGUUGGACGAGACGGCCGCGGGAGGGGACGACGGAGCGGAGGCGGUGGACGAGGGCGAGGCGACGACGGCGCGCGAGGCGGCGGCCGAACGGGUCGAGGUCGAGGACGCGGACGGGGUUUCGGUGGAUUGGGGGGCGGUGGAUACGAGUACGGGUACGAUGCGCGAUUCAUCAAGCCGAGGCGGGAGCCAAAGGUGAAUUACGCGUCGAAGAUCAAGCGAUGCGUGCACACGGGGGACGUGAGCGUCGGGUUUCAGUGGUUCUCGGCGGCGUGCGAGCGAUAUCGGAGAGAGGUGGCGAUGGGAAUCUUUGAACGCGCGGGUGGGGAUCCGCGAACGACGUGCCCGAUGGGGAUCGAUGAGACGACGUAUUACAAGCUCAUCGCGGCGUUGAUCAAGGAGACGCACGCCGAUCACGCGAGCGAGGUGUCGCGCGCGAUGGCGGCGUUCGGCCUGAAGAUGUCGACCAAGAGGUUCACGGAAAUCAUCGCUAGCGUGCCGUGUCGAACGCGCGCCAAAGAAGCACUGGCGUUUGUUGACGCGUGCUGCAGAGGACCGGAUUUCAGCGACGAGUUCCCGUCCACGAGCGCUCAGGGAGGGAUUUUAGAAUUCGGCGACGUCGCCACGGCGACGUACUUUACAAAAAAUAUGCGUCUGCUGGUGAUGGAGUUUUGCGAGGAGUCCAGUCAGAUCAUGGAUCGAAUCAAGAAGCGCUCAACGAAAUCACUCGAACAAGCGGGCACGUGCUCGCUCAAUCUCGUCGCAAAACCGUCAAAGAUCAAGGGUGGAAGACUGUGCCUGUCGACGCAAAUGCUGGCAGACGCGCCGAACUCCCUGCCGCGCAUGGCGUGCUUGAAAUCGUUAGAAGACGGAAAGAGGGGCGUGCAAGUGGGUGAUAGCGUUCUAGUUCGGCGAUACCAACCCGCAGUCGCUGUAGAAGAGGACUCGUCCGAGACUGAGCCGGAGUCUACUCCGACAGAAGUUGCGGCGAACUCAUCGCUGAAGGCGAGCGCGGCGGCGUUUGUGCCGAAACCAAAGGCACCUAAACCGCUCGCCGCGCCGGAGACGCCCAUGGAGGAAUACGAAGGUGUCGUGGAGAUCGUGCCGUACACUCUCAACGAAUUACACGUCAAGCUCGAUCACGGGGACGUUCAGGAGCUUUACGGGGACGAUUGGCGCAUCGAUCGGCUGGCGAACAGAAUCACGUUCACGCGUCAGGUCGAGUCUUUGUAUGAGCUCCUUGAGCCGAACGAUCCAACGAAAAAAGCAGUGUGCAACACGAACCCAGUGUUCCGCCAGAUUCUCACAGCGGGCUUUCAACGAUCUAUGAAGGAGCUGGCUGAUGACCUCGCCGCGGCUGUGGGAUCGCUCAACAUUCGCGCCGACGAUGCGUCCGACCCGGACGGCACGACGAACGGCGUCACCCCCAAAGAACACAAGUUUCGCGUGCACGAGAUACCGCCGUGGCAGCCGGGGUGUGAAAUGAUAAAUCUUGAGGCGGUUCCCAUGCUUUGCCAAGGGAUUAUCAAUCCCACUGGCGACUUGAAGGCGCCAGGUCCGUAUGAUCGCGUGGUGGACAACAUCACCAGGAAUCACGGUCUGAACGCUUCACAGCGAGAUGCCAUGAAGGCGGCACUCGAACGUCGGUUAACGCUCAUUCAAGGUCCACCCGGGACGGGGAAGACGCACACGUCGGUCGCCAUCGUCCGAGGCAUGCUGGAAAUUGGGCACGGACCGGUUCUGUGCACGUCUGACUCGAACACUGCGGUGGACAACAUGGUCGAGGGAUUGGCAAAGGCGGGCGUGAAUGUCAUUCGUUUGGGGCGACCAGAAGCCGUAAGACCUGAUCUCGCCCGAUAUCAAAUCGAGAACGCCAUCCCGCCGGGGGCGACCAAGCACGAAGCGUACGAGGCGCAACUCCGUGCCGUGCGAUACGCCCAGGCCAUCUGCGCGACGUGUUCGGGCGCUGGUAGCGACUUCCUUGACAGAAUCAACUUCAGUGCUGUGAUGCUCGACGAGGCGAGUCAAGUUACAGAGCCUAUGUCGCUCGUGCCUCUGGCGAACGGGUGCCAACAACUCGUGCUCGUGGGUGAUCAUAAGCAACUUCCUCCGACGGUGGUCUCGCGCGAGGCGGAGCUCGCGGGUAUGACGCUGUCGCUGUUCGAUCGUUUGACUCGCGCCGGUGUGAAGCCGUACUUACUAGACACGCAGUUUCGCAUGCACCCUGCGAUCAGUCACUUCCCUUCCCACUCGUUUUACAACGGUUUGGUGAAGAGCGGUACUCCGGCGAAAGACAGGCCGGCACCCAAGGGAUUUCAGUGGCCGAUCCCGAGCGUACCCAUCGCGUUCUGUCCGACUCCGGAGAACUCGAAAGAGACGAACGAUAACCUGAGUUACUCCAACAGAGUCGAGGCCGAGCGCGUACUCGAGAUCCUUCUCGGUGUGCUCAGCGCGGGAGAACUCAGACCGUGUCACGUCGGCAUCGUUACACCUUACGCGGCGCAGGUCAAGUUGAUUCGGUCCAUGUUGCGCCAGCGAGGCGUUCGUACGGGUGUUGACAGAGACACUGGUGAGGCUGGAAUCGAAGUUUCUUCGGUUGACGGCUACCAAGGACGGGAGAAAGAGCUCAUGAUUGUCUCGACCGUUCGCGCGAACGAUCUAAAUACCAUUGGUUUCGUCGCGGACGCGCGUCGCUGCAACGUCACCCUCACCAGAGCUCGUAGAGGUGUCAUCGUCGUCGGGCACGCCUCGACGCUCUCAAAAGAUCGACGCACGUGGGGUCCUUGGGUGCGCUGGGUGCGUAAUGCCGGUCUCACGCUCGGCGUGAAGGGUCGACGAGAAGAUAUCGCCGCCGUCAAAGCCAUCGAAGCCGACUCGCAAUCCGGCGCUCCGGCAACGCGGCUCGUUCCCGCCCCACGCGGACUCGUCCCUCGCGGUUACCGUUAG
Molecule: messenger RNA, 3201 nt
Organism: Ostreococcus tauri
Lineage: Eukaryota; Viridiplantae; Chlorophyta; Mamiellophyceae; Mamiellales; Bathycoccaceae
Product: P-loop containing nucleoside triphosphate hydrolase
Exons: 1
Coding region: 1-3201 (1066 amino acids)
Molecular function (GO): helicase activity
Source: RefSeq, a predicted model, not a curated record